AUGAUAACCGAUCGCUUUAAAUCAAAUUUUCCUACGAUUUGCUGUUGGUUAAUUUUGUUAAUCAGCAGUAUAACCUAUGCACAAUCCCUCGGCUUACAACCACAAACUCAGUCGAAAACUGACGAAGAAAAUGUUAUAAUCCAAGACUCAACAGUGCGAACGUUUAGUCCUCGUGUGGACUAUAAUAACGAAUGGCGACCUGUUGGACGUGGUGACCCUUUAAAAAAUGAUCCCACAUACGAUUACAGCCCACCGGCUUUAGAGCGCGUACGUUAUUGGGCAGAUAGCAGUGACAGUAAGACAGACAACAAAAAUAAGGAAACAACUGUUGGUACAACGGACAUUGUUCUUAUUGGCAGUGGUUUGAACAGCAAUAUUCGAAAACCGAAUCCAAGCAAGAAUGAUAUAUUACUAUUUGGUGGAACUAGUGAACACACAAGAGGCAGUUUUCAAACCCCACAAAAUUCUUUAAAAAAUAUGAAAGGUGAAACGCCAUUAUUACAGCCAAAAUAUACAUCAAUACGUCGUAGCUAUUAUGGGCAUCAAUUGCCUACCCGCCUAAUGCCACCACCUAUGCAAACAAUAUCGCAAAUGAUGAACGCAAAAUCGACAGCAACUAGUGACUACCGCCACUUGAAUAUGCCUAGUUUUAUGCCUAGUGGAAGUAGUUCUCUAACUGGUAUGGGCACAUCAACACACAAUAAAAAUUAUUAUAAUCCUGUUAUGAAUUCUACUUGGAUCCACUCGCCCGCUGCUGCUGCACAACAUUAUACACAGCGUUAUCCAUCAGCAUACGAUUCACAUUACCAGGAAUCUAUGAAUUAUGUUAGUUAUACUCGACCAAGUUCAAUGGCAUAUGUCACCAAUGCAAUACGUCCCAAUCAAAAUGCGCUGAAAUAUAACUCACCGCCCCGUAAGCCAUGGGUGCACGAACUGUUACAGAAAGAGGUAAUUAAAUCCGUAAAACCAACAAUUUCGGUUACAAAAUACAUGAUGGGCAGUACAAAACCCAUGUAUGAGUCUAUGGUACCUAUUGGCAUCAGCACUACCUAUUCACCAGUAUCAUUCGUUAGCAGUACAACGCUACCAACAAAGUCACCAACAUAUGCACAUAGUACAACUCCAGUAUUUAUAACUCCAACAACAUACACCACUACCUCAACAAUAACACCGAGCACGUAUACUCGUAAACCAGUGGCAGUAACUGUCGCAAUGCCUACUAACAAUAUAGAAAUUACGACACCUACAACAACUACUACAACCUCAUCACGUCUACUUAUACCCAAUACCAGCAAUUUAUUACAUCGACCAACAGUUGCACCAAUGGAAAUGACAACGGAUUCUUUAUUUUCACAUUACAAACAACCUGCUAAACCUAUUGCUGGUCCCAUGUAUCUAAUUAUUGAGGGCCAUUCGAAAGUAAAAACAUAUGGCAAAAAUGAAAUCGAUCCACAUCAACCUAAAAUUGUACCGAUUAUACCUAAACGGGAACCCAUUGUCCGUAUAGCAGAUCCAAAUGAAAAACGUGGAACCGUAGAAACUUUUCAAGUCAAGCAUUUGCAUACCAAAACAACGCCAACCACAGCAACUACUACAACAACGACUGUCAAACCAAUAACAACAACAACCACUGCGAAACCAACUACAACUACUAUCGCGACAACAACGACAACCGCAACAAAUAACAUGAUUAUGCCGAUAACAACAGCAAAUUUACCGCUAACAAGACAAAAUAUACCUACUAUGACGAGUGAACCUCAACCGCCCACCGGUAUGCAAGGCCUUUUAAGUUUACUUGAUUCCUCAUUGAACAAUCUCUUCCACGAUGUUCACUUGACAACAGCGGAAAAGAAUGAUGAAAAAAUUUUCGUUACACCUCCACCAUAUACAACUAUUCUGAAACCAAUUACAACAACAGCACAGCAACAACUUCAGGUAGAUGCACGGGUCAGUAGCAAAGGAGACUCCUUGAAUGCCAUCAAUGAUAUUACAUUGGAUGCAAGCAAUGCGUACACCGAUGAAGUUGGCGAUGCUGAAGUUGGAACCACUGAACCUGCACCCAGAGAUGUACGUCAAGUUUUUGAUUAUGAUCAACUACCUGAGUCAAGAUUGAAGCAACGCACUGCUGCUGAUGGAAAUAUUGUUGACGACAGCGAAGACGAUGUUUGGUUUAAGGAAACUUACGAUGAUGUUGAUGAGGAUGCCAGUAAUAUGGAUGAUAUGGUCGAGUAUGAAGAUGCUAGUCAGCAACUAUUGAAACGCAUAGAUACAUUAGUGGGUGUUGAUGAUAACGUUGAUGAUUUAGUUAAUGAGAAUAAUAGUGGAGAGAAUGAUGAGGAUGAUAUUGAUUCGGAUGAGUUCGAGCUUAGACAUGCACGCACCCUAAUAUAA
Messenger RNA from Teleopsis dalmanni, 2391 nucleotides. RefSeq names its product mucin-5AC. The record is from RefSeq and is a predicted model, not a curated record. The transcript is spliced from 2 exons. Bases 1 to 2391 code for a protein of 796 amino acids. NCBI's taxonomy places the organism in Eukaryota, Metazoa, Arthropoda, Insecta, Diptera, Diopsidae.